Molecule: messenger RNA, 2112 nt
Organism: Punctularia strigosozonata HHB-11173 SS5
Lineage: Eukaryota; Fungi; Basidiomycota; Agaricomycetes; Corticiales; Punctulariaceae
Exons: 6
Coding region: 39-1613 (524 amino acids)
Source: RefSeq, a predicted model, not a curated record
CGACCUUCGACUCAACUUCGUCUUCAUCGAAGACAACAAUGGCCACAGUCGUCUUCAACUACGUCGAAGAUGCCAACCCGAAUCUGGUCUGUUGCAUAUGCCGGGCACCGUUCGUGGAACCAUGUACCACACGAACGUGCUCGCAUACAUUCUGCCGGCCCUGUAUAAUCCGAUCGUUGGAGGUCUCCGAGCAUUGCCCAGUCGACCGCUCGACACUAUGCUUCGAGGAUCUCGAGCCUCCGAACCCGCUCGUGCGCAACCUCGUGGAUGAGUUGGUAGUCGAGUGCCCACAACGAUCUGCCGGAUGCGAUCAUCGUUGUCAGCGACAAUUACUGUCAUCACACGUAGCGGAGUGCGAAUACGUCGCAGUAGAGUGUCCGAUUGAAGGGUGUUCGGAGGUGGUGCAGAAGAAGAACGCUACGCUCGACGUACAUGAACGUCUUCACUGCGCCCAAUCAUCGGACGAUGUGGGCAGCGAGGUUGAAUCGGAGGACGAGGGUGAAAUAUUGCGCUGCGACUACUGCUCCGAGUCUAUAGGCCGAAUCACUGGACACCGAUCGGACUGUCCACUCGCACCCACGCCCUGCACGCACGCCUCCUCUGGGUGCCCCUUCAACGGCACCCUGGCGUCUCUCCCUGACCACCUCCUCACCUGCCCAUACGAAGCCAUCAAGGGAUUCUUAUCACUGCAAGCAUCCCGCGACGCCUCUCUCGCUGCCGAGAACGCGCGACUUCGGGAGGAAAAUGCGGUGCUCAAACAACGUUUCGGCGCGAUGGAAGGCAUGAUGGAGAUCAUGCGACGCGAGAUGCAGGCUUUGAAGGGCUCGCUGGGGCCGUGGUACCGCCGUGAUGUGGAGGGCGACUUAUAUGCGCCAACAACGACGACCUCCGAGGAUUUCGGGGUGCCCGAAGUGGAGUUUCCGGAGGACCUAGUCGCUUCGCCUGACAGCUCAAUACCCCCAUCCUCUCCUGAACUGGUCAACCUUGCCGCCUAUUUUCCACCUGCGCCAGCUGAUGACGCGGGCAGCACUGCUGGCAGUCCCAGUGCCCCGCCUAGCUCACGCCGGCGCCAGAGCUUCACCCCGCUUCUACCAGGUGCCACCCCAUACUCCACCAGCCCCAUGUCCACGCAAACGCAGCUUAACCUUUACUCGCCCUCCAUCGCGCCCUACUUUCCUCACCUUUCCAUACCAUAUCACGCCCACGGAUAUGCCUCAAGUCCAUCACAGGUGCAGCAGAUCCAGACGCCGGCGCAGACGCCGCUCUCCCACGCUUCCUCCGUCGCGCCUCUCAAUCUUUCCACGUCGCUGGAGGGAACGCUGAACGGCCUGCGCGAUUCGAUCGUCGCGCUUGCGUCAGCGCUCGAUUCUGUGGGAAGGCGGAGCGAAUUGACGCUUGCGACCGAAACCCUGAGGCUCAACGAGGACAUCGGAAGCGUGCGCGCUGUCCUCCACGGGCUUCGCAUGCAGGUGCAUUCGAUUAUGAUGGACCGCAACGCUCAAGUGACCGGGCGCCCGAAUGACGCACCUUCGGGGCCAGCGCGGCUGGUCCCAGGCAUGGGCGCCGCCCUUCAUCCGCCGAUGCCGCUGCCGUCCCCGUUCCCGAAGCUCUGAACGACGCAGUUUUGCUCGAUGGCACGCGGCAUCGGGAGCGGCAAUGGGGAGAACCUACAAAUCUCGGCGUCUUCGGGGUGGAACGGGGAACGGUCUUCGAUACAUUGCCAGGAGCUCGCUCCUCCCUUCGCAUUGAUGCAGGCGACCUUACCUUUUUCGCAAGGGAUCGUUCCGCGAUGUGGAAUUACCUUGGUAGGCUGGUUCAGGUCGAGCUGAGCUAGAGCCGAGCAAAGCGCCGAGGCGGUCUUUGCCCUCCGUUGCGUUCCGCAUCGACGCGGAAACCGGCGGCGGAGGAGAGUAGGGGGGGCAAUGCAAAGCGGCUGUUGGAUCGUCAGUCAUGAAUCUUGCGCGUUGGUCCCACAGACCGGCGCUUGACCUGAAUAGGUGAUCGCCGAGCUCUGGGGCUACUCAUAGUAACAACACCAAGUGUGCCCUACCACCCGUGUCCGCUUAUUCGUCUUGUAUAUUGCACGCCACGUAUUCAGAUCUUCGAUUAGAG